This is a messenger RNA of Nylanderia fulva, 2042 nucleotides long. It is a transcript of the gene Ns4, whose product is annotated as Nucleostemin 4. NCBI's taxonomy places the organism in Eukaryota, Metazoa, Arthropoda, Insecta, Hymenoptera, Formicidae. Gene Ontology annotation, molecular function: GTPase activity; GTP binding. The record is from RefSeq and is a predicted model, not a curated record.
CCUUAUAAUUUCUCUAUAUAAUUCUUUACAUGUGUUUACUUUCAUAUCUCGCUAUCAGAUAAUCUAGAUCGAUUAGCUGAUAGAUUUUACUCAGAUUUUUGUCGUUUGACGAAUCGCUAUACCAUGACUAAUAUACUUUCUAGUAUAUUAGUAUUAAUAUAAAGUGGCUUUAAUUAUAAAAUUAAAUCUAACAAGUUGAUAAAUAAAUCACAUUCGAUUAUAUUUGAUGACAUUUAUUGUUAGUGUUCGAUUGUGAGUUGAGUACUUUAGGAAAAGUAAAGAAGUUAAAAUUGUGAAAACAUGCCUCAGGGAAGGCGAAAAACCCCGUUCAGUGGAAAGGCCAAGAAACUGCAAAUGCAAGCUAAAAAGGAACGGCAACGUACUUUGCUCGUUUCAAAUCAAGAUGACAAUGAAGAUGAAUGUUCUAGCAAUGCAAGCAGUGUAGAGCAUAGAAGACAAGUAAAAGUACAAAAGAUAAAUAAACAACCAAGAGAUAGCAAAUCUUCAAGGAAUAGAUAUGCGCUACAAUUCUUUCAAGAGACUAAUGAGGAAUUGAGAAAGCACAAGGAACAAGCCUUAAAAAGUAUUGAACCUGUGAGCCUGAAGGAUCAAGAAAUUUCUGACAAUUAUUUUCCACCUGGGAUUGAUAUGCCAAGGAGACCUCCAUGGGAUUUUAAUAUGACGAAAGAGCAUUUAAAUAUAAGAGAACAGAGAUAUUUCACAGAAUACUUAAAGAACAUGGAAGAAUUAGGUAGCUUCAGUUACUUUGAACUAAAUUUAGAAACUUGGCGGCAAUUGUGGAGAGUCUUAGAGAUGUCGGACGUUCUGUUGAUUAGUGAUAUUCGAUAUCCUGUUUUGAUGUUUCCUCCGUAUUUGUACCACUAUGUGACGAACGAGUUGCAAAAAGAUAUGAUUUUGGUGCUAAACAAAGUUGAUCUAGCGCCUCCAGCCUUAGUAGUGGCUUGGAAGGAAUACUUUCAUAGUCAAUAUCCAAAAUUACACAUUUUAAUGUUUACUUCGUAUCCUACUUAUAAUCUUCAUGGUAAUAUGAAUAAUGACGAAGGUAUAAAGAAAAGACGUCAGGGAAAAUUACGAAUGGCCGCGGAAGGAGCGCAAAAGUUAAUGGAGGCUUGUAAAGACAUUGUCAAGGACAAAGUUGAUCUAAGUUCUUGGCAAAAAAUUCAGGAAGAAAUGCAUUUAGAGUAUGAUCUAGAUGACAUAGAUCAUAAAGAUAAUAUAACGAUAGAGAAGGAAGAUACUACUUACUUCAAACACGAAAAAUAUAUAAACGGAAUUCUGACUAUUGGAUGCAUUGGAACGCCGAAUGUUGGAAAGUCGUCUUUGAUGAAUGCAUUGAUGGGUAAAAAAGUCGUGAGUGUGUCUCGCACACCCGGUCACACCAAACAUUUUCAAACCAUUUUUCUUACGGAAAACGUAUGCUUGUGUGAUUGUCCUGGUUUAGUCUUUCCUUCAACUGUGCCAAAACAGUUGCAAAUAUUAAUGGGUUCAUUUCCGAUCGCUCAAGUUAGGGAACCGUACACGACCAUAAAGUUUUUGGCUGAAAGGCUGGAUCUGCCAAAAUUGUUAAACAUUUCUCAUCCAGAGAAUGAUGAUACGUGGUCCGCUAUGGAUAUCUGUGAUGCUUGGGCUAUCAAAAGGGAUUUUGUGACAGCCCGAGCAGCUAGAUUGGACACUUAUAGAGCGGCAAAUUCGUUACUACGAAUGGCGGUAGAAGGAAAGAUUUGCGUAUAUAUAUAUCCGCCGAAUUGGACUGUGGAUAAAGAAAAAUGGGAAAAUCAUACAGAUGUUGAUACAGUAAGAUGGAUUCAAGCUAAAAACCAAGGAGAUGAUCUCGAUAUACCAACAGAAUACAUAUCUUCUGAAGACGAAGAAACCUACGACGAAAAGCAAGAAAAAAAAUCUCGAGAUGCAACGAAUAAUUCUACGGAAUCGUCGAGUGAAGAAAAUGAUGUGUUUGUAGCUAAUAAGUUUUCAGCGUUGUCUACAGAACAAUAAAAUGAUUCAUUAUUUUAUGCAUUUUA